This is a messenger RNA of Aspergillus viridinutans, 4257 nucleotides long. RefSeq lists its product as uncharacterized. The record is from RefSeq and is a predicted model, not a curated record. The transcript is spliced from 4 exons. Lineage: Eukaryota; Fungi; Ascomycota; Eurotiomycetes; Eurotiales; Aspergillaceae. The coding region runs from base 1 to 4257 and encodes 1418 amino acids.
AUGACAAGGCUUCCUCUUCUAAAGCGGGAUAUUUCCCUGGAAGAAGCCCUCGAACACGACGACAAUGUUCUCCACAUGUUGGACUAUCCGCAGAAGUUGAGGGAGUUCAAGGCACAUCUUAUUUCUCUCAAAGCGGAUAUCGAAGCGACCGUGGCGUUUCAUCUGCAAGCAAAUUGUUGCCAGGUUGCUGAUGAAGAUAAUUGGAUGAUGGGCAACUAUAAUAUAUGCAUUCCAGUCUGCGUCAAUCCCCCAUCUGAGAACCAUGUUCUUAUUCGAAUUCCCUUGCCCUUCAAAAUCGGGGAGGAAAAGAAUCCGGGGAAUGUGGAUGAAAAGCUGCGGUGCGAGGUAGCCACUUAUAUCUGGAUCCACCAAAAUUGCCCAACGGUUCCUAUCCCUUGCCUUUAUGGGUUCGGUUUUCCUGACGGCCAAACUUUUGUCAAACCCUCCAGUGCCUCCCUUUUCUCUCGACUCUGUUGGCGCAUAGCACAGACGCUACGGUCGUGGCUUGGCCAUCCGACGUCAUGUCCUUACAUCAGUCCUUACAUCAGUCUGAAGCGUCCGACCCGACUGACAACUGGAUACAUGAUCAUAAGCAUUAUAAAUAAAGGUCGGCAGCUUUCUGAAUAUUCUUUGGAAGUUCUGCUCCGGGAUAAAACGCGGAGACAAACUCUCUUCAGCGACCUUGCAUGGAUCAUUCUAAGCUUGAAUCGUACCGAGUUUCCCCGAAUCGGGUCCCUGACCUUGAAUAACGAUGGCGUCAUUAGUUUAGCGAGUCGGCCUCUUACGCUACGUCUACAGACCCUGGAAAACGAGGGGAUCCCGACUAUUCCCAGAACCUCAGUGUACCAAGCUGCGGAGUCAUAUCUUCUGGAUCUCCUACAAUGCCAUGACAAUCGUAUCUAUCAUCAGCCAAAUGCCAUCCAUGACACAGAAGAUGGUCAGGAACAAUUGGCUGCAUUGACGAUGAUGCGUGCUCUUCUCCCUCAGUUCAUCUCUCGUCAAUAUCGCCACGGUCCGUUCAGACUCACGCUGACGGACCUUCAACCGGGCAAUAUUUUCGUCGACGAAGAAUGGCAUAUUACAGCUAUUAUUGAUCUAGAAUUCGCAGCUGUCCUCCCAGUUGAACUACAAACUCCCGUUCAUUGGCUGACUGGCCGGACCAUUGAUGAUAUUGAACACGGGGAGCACCUCGAUACUUUCCAGGCGCAUAUCCAUGAAUACAUAGAUGCGUUUGAGGAACAAGAAAGAAAAGAUCAAUGCUCAGAUUUUUCUCACGCCCAGAUCAUGAGAGGAUGCUGGAAUAAGCGACGUUUUUGGUAUUUCCAAGCACUGCACAGUCCGAAAGGGCUUCUGCGGGUUUUUAGGGAGCAUAUCCAACGCUAUUAUUGCGAAGAGCAUUGCAGGAAACGUGUGUUCGAUAAGACCGUGAGUCCAUACUGGUGUGAGGGAGUCGAGAGUUUGAUACAACGAAAAGUGGAGGAAGAGGCGAGAUACAAGAAUCAACUCAAAGAGCGCUUUGGCCAGGGAAGCCGGAUUGCGCCCUCACUCGCGGUGUUCGAGACGAGCGUGGGAGAUAUCCCUGCACAAACCACAGUCAAGAUUGAGAUCACGUACGCCAACCUCCUGAAGGUGGAUAACAGCACUGGGGGACUGGUUCUUACGAUCCCGACAUCGAUCGCAUCGCGGUACGGGGACACGCCUGCAGGAUACAGCGGAAAUCAAUCCCUUCUCACGGAGGGGCUGCGGAUCAACGUCCAAGUAUCGAUGCCGGCAGCCAUCCGCAAGAUGGAGUCGCGAUCACACCCCAUCUCGGUCGAGAUGGGGGCCGUUUCCCACAAAACCUUCCAGGAUUUUGCAGCGGGUGCAUCAUCGGACAUGCUGGAUUACUCCAAGGGACGUGCCACGUUAUCGGACAGAAAUGCCAUUCUUCAUCAAGAUUUUGUCUUACACAUCUUGUGUAGCUCUCGCGAAUCCUCGCAGUCACAGGCUAUUGCAGCGUCGCAGCCUGGCCAACCCGGCCUCUCCACGAUUGCGGUCACCGUGCACCCCGGCGAUCUGUUUUGCCAACAUGUUAAUAUGGAGGAUUUUGUCGGCGAAAUUAUCUUCAUGGCGGAUAGAUCGGGGUCGAUGGAGUCAAAGAUCCCCUCUCUCAUCAAUGUGAUGAAUGUUUUCUUACGGAGUCUCCCUGAAGCAUGCUCGUUCAACAUCGCCUCCUUUGGUUCCCGCGUCACAUGGUUAUGGCCUUCCUCGAUGAGAUACAGCCAAGAGAAACUGGAUGUCGCCUCGAAGCACGUGGAUUCAUUCCAAGCAAACUACGGUGGUACCGAAAUUUAUGGCGCGCUGCACAGUGUUAUGGAUCACUACAAUAAGCGGAAUGACGUACCAACCAGUGUGAUUUUGUUGACCGACGGCGAGGUCUGGAAUGUGGACAACGUGAUACAGCUAGUGCGCGAAACGGCCUCAAACGAUUCUUUUCUUUGGGAAUUGGGGAUCGAGUUUCUCAUCGCCUGGUCGAGGGCAUCGGGCAGCAAGGGGGCGGCUAUAGAGGCCUCGAUGGGUUCCUGGCAGGAAAGAGUGAUACAAAUGUUGAAGGGAGCGUUGACACCAUCUCGCCUUCCGUGCAAUGUGGAUCUUGGCAAGGAUCUUGCCAUGAAGACAUCUGAGCGGCAGAUUGCCGGAUAUACAGUGCAAUAUCCCGAGUGGGUUCAGGCUCCACACCAUAUCCCUGUGCUAAGCACCUUUUCACAUUUCUCUCUCUACUACUUGCUGGAGAGGGAAUUGGACUCGCUGCCUAAAAUAAUUAAUAUCACUGCAACAACUGAGAAAGGAGAGAAGCUCACAGCCCAGCUGCCAAUUCAGACAGCAGCUGAACAACCAGCCAUUCACCAUCUUGCAGCGAAGGCAUUGAUGAACGACUAUGAAACCGGACAAAGCUGGAUGCAUUCACUUCACCCAACCCUCAAGUCCACCAAUCCAACAGGAUUUGAAAAGGUUCUGGAGCACGAAGCAAAGCACGUUGGGCAGACGUGGUCCAUACCUAGCAAGUGGACGAGCUAUGUGGCUAUUGAUCGUAGCACGGCCCAGCAACGCGGGAUAUCGGUCUAUAAAGCGGAUGCUAUCGAAGUCUCCCAACUGACUCGGCCACGACAUACUUCUACCUCUACACGACCACGUAUUUCUCUUAAAAAAGGUUCUACUCGUUCUUGGAAUUCUGCUGGCUAUGAUGCUCGCCGCAGACCCUUUGUCUUCUGCGAGGGGGGCGGACCUACCAUCUCCGUGGAAACUGCUCGACAUAAUUCCUCCCACCAUGAUGAUCUUCCCAGCCUUUCGUUGUCUGCACCACCGCCGACAUCGCGACCACCGUGGGUGUCGGUUCACUCAUUAGAUACCUCCUUUGACAGUGAUUAUACCCCGGGUCCUAACACGUUCGAGGCGGGGGUUGGGAUCUCGGCAUUUGACCGCCCUAAGCAGCAAAGUCAAACCCAGAAUCAGCAUCAGGACGAAUCACGAGCGCCUCCAGCUCUAGAGGGGGGCUCUGGACCUGAAGAGCUACGGCCAAUUGAAACAUCGGCAAGCGUACGCAGCGGGAAGACCAUAACGUAUCCGAUUCUGGAUGAGGAUAGCGAAGGGGCUAUUGCCGAUGCACCUCAAGCACGUUUUCAACGACCACGUGCAAGCCUGCUCCGAGCUGAAAAUCGCAAACGCCGCAGACCCAGCUCAGAUGAAAAUGAGACCGACGACGAUAGUCCUCAUUCGCCAACUGACUCGCCAAAUGACACCUCCUCGAGUGGCGGCUGUAGAGCCCGCUCUCUGGAUAGGGAACUUCGCGAUCCCGACCACCCAAGCCCGUCAGAUUUACCUCGCCUGGAAACGAUCCUCCGCCUGCAACAAGCGGACGGCAAAUUCAACAUUGUCAGCCGUUCCUUUAGAAGCGCCCUGAAACAGAAAUACAAUAACGAAGCGCUUAAAAUGUUCCUAAACUCCACCUUCAAUGGAAAGUCACCGGCCACGAGGGGCUGUCUUAGUGAACUGGCCUCCAAUGUUCGUCUUGUCGUUUAUAUUAGUCAUGAGUACGCUGCUUCGAAGGCGCUCUUUGAGCUCCAGGUAGCAAAGGCACGGCAAUGGAUCAAGCGGACGAUUAUAGAAUUGUUGAAGGAGAGUGGUGACUCGGAGGAAACACUGGGGACACCACUGGAGGAAUUAGCAGAGUCCAUGCUCGAGGAGAUGGAGAAACUAGUUUUGAAGAAGGUGAGAUGA